AUGGUGAUUCUUUUGGGUAGCUUUGAACAGUUGCUUUGUGUGGAGUUUAGGAUGGAUCUGGAAACUGAGAAUCGAAUAGCUUCAAUUCUAUUAAGAGAAGCAGCAGAAUUGAGAAGACAAGCUGAGAAAGAAGGCGUACGAGCAUAUCUUGAGAAGCCUAAUGUAAGGCAUCGACCUAACUCAAGAUUUCUCACAGCAACUGUUCUUGGUGUUCAACAAUAUGCUCUGUUUCUUGACCGUACAGCAAACAAAGCGGUAGAAACCAAUGAGAUGUGGAGAGUUCGGCAGAAAGAGAUUGAGCUAGAAGAUGAAAGGCUCAAAAGAAAAUCAAGAGAGGAAAGUAGCAGCAGUAGCCAAAUGGUACAUAGUGGUAGUUUCUCGAGAAGGAGUUUGGAUAAGAGAUGCAGUUCCGGUGAUGAGAAAAAGGUUACUCGUGCGUCAUCAUCAUCAUCAUGGGACAAAAGAUGGUACUCGGAAGAUGACAAAGGCUUAGGAGAUGAUGAGAUUGAGUCUUUUCUCCAAUCACGGAUCAAACGCGGAAGAGGCUCUAUCGGUCCUAGGAUGGAUGAAACAGGCCCUUAUCUUCCCUUCGAGAAGGUAGAUAAGUUGCAAAGUACUGAUACAGGAGAAUGGAAGGACAGUGAUGUUUCUUCUAGUCGUGAUGCGGAAUACAUAUGA
Arabis nemorensis is the source of this 678-nucleotide messenger RNA. The record is from the annotation of a GenBank genome assembly. NCBI's taxonomy places the organism in Eukaryota, Viridiplantae, Streptophyta, Magnoliopsida, Brassicales, Brassicaceae.